AUGGCUGAUGACAUUGUAUCAGCAAUGGAGCAGGAAAUGGUGGAAGAACAAGCGAUAAUGUGCCCAAUGACUUCAGCAAAGAGGCAAAGGAAAGGAUCUCCUGACUCCCUAGAAGAAUCAGAUAAGGAACGUGUAGACCUUAGUCUUCUGCAAGAUACCCGCAGAAUCAUAGAAAAUAUCAGAGUCUACAUGAACGCAACAGACAGGAACGUGACUGCGAAGGUAAACAUGGACACAUUAGCAUCCUCGGAAAUUUAUGAUGUCAUACUAAAUGCGUUAGUGAGAAAAGCAGCAUCUUUGGUUAUCGAGGGAAUCAAGACGGAAUGGAAAACUAUACAAAGACCACUGCCGAAACCUCAGACAUCUCGGGAGUUUCCAAGCGUAAGAGAAAAACCGUAA
Molecule: messenger RNA, 399 nt
Organism: Nezara viridula (southern green stink bug)
Lineage: Eukaryota; Metazoa; Arthropoda; Insecta; Hemiptera; Pentatomidae
Source: the annotation of a GenBank genome assembly